GAGCCGGCCCGGGGCGCCUGAGGCUGAAAUCGACAUUUGCCUUUGGCAGGAAAAUGAACUUGUCUGACCCUCAACCCACUGGAGCAGGGGAUUACGGUAGUAUUUAAAUUUUAUAUCCCACGAAGCUGAAAGCAGAAGUUCGUGCAAGUCUAGGCCAGCUGCCCACAUCAAACAAGCCGCCCAGAACCGAGGCCAGAGCGGGGCUUCCCGGCCACUCCCUCCUCACUUGCAGGGUCUUCCCACCCUCCCCUCUUUGCCCCUAGGGCGUCACGUGGCGGUGUGGGCACCGCCUCCCGGUGACGUCAGCGCGCUCGCAGCCGUCGCGCUGAAGAAAGGAUGCUCUAGGAUGCGGUGCAGGUGGGCGACCGGCCUGCGCCAUGCGGCACUGCAGAUGUAAGUAGCAUGGUCAAUACAGGAGUGAUCAGUGGUUCUGGAAACCUGAUGGAUUUCCUCGACGAGCCAUUCCCUGAUGUGGGGACAUAUGAGGACUUCCACACCAUCGAUUGGCUGAGGGAAAAAUCACGGGACACCGACCGACACAGGAAGAUAACCAGCAAAAGCAAGGAGUCCGUAUGGGAGUUCAUCAAGAGUUUGCUGGAUGCCUGGUCGGGAUGGGCAGUCAUGCUGCUCAUCGGCCUGCUGGCAGGCACUCUGGCCGGGGUCAUCGAUCUCGCUGUCGACUGGAUGACCGACCUGAAAGAGGGCAUCUGCCUGUCCGCCUUCUGGUAUAGCCAUGAGCAGUGCUGCUGGACUUCCAAUGAGACCACGUUUGAGGACAGGGACAAGUGUCCCCUGUGGCAGAAGUGGUCGGAGCUGCUGGUGAAUCAGUCAGAGGGUGCCAGUGCUUACAUUCUGAAUUACCUAAUGUACAUCCUGUGGGCAUUGCUGUUUGCAUUUCUGGCUGUCUCCCUGGUACGAGUGUUUGCACCAUAUGCCUGUGGCUCUGGUAUACCCGAGAUAAAGACCAUCUUGAGUGGCUUCAUCAUCAGGGGCUACUUGGGCAAGUGGACCCUGCUGAUCAAGACUGUCACGCUGGUGUUGGUGGUGUCCUCAGGCCUGAGCCUGGGCAAGGAAGGGCCGCUGGUGCACGUGGCCUGUUGCUGCGGCAACUUUUUCAGCAGCCUUUUCUCCAAGUACAGCAAGAACGAGGGCAAAAGGCGUGAGGUGCUGUCAGCCGCAGCCGCUGCUGGGGUCUCUGUGGCCUUUGGUGCCCCGAUUGGGGGUGUGCUUUUCAGUCUGGAAGAGGUCAGCUACUACUUUCCGUUAAAGACCCUGUGGCGGUCCUUUUUUGCGGCCCUGGUGGCAGCCUUCACGCUGCGAUCCAUCAAUCCAUUCGGGAACAGCCGCCUUGUCCUCUUCUACGUGGAGUAUCACACGCCCUGGUACAUGGCUGAGCUCUUCCCCUUCAUCCUGCUUGGGGUCUUCGGGGGCUUGUGGGGGACCCUCUUCAUCCGCUGCAACAUUGCCUGGUGCCGGAGGCGCAAGACCACCAAGCUAGGGAAGUACCCAGUGUUAGAGGUCAUCGCAGUGACUGCCAUCACCGCCAUUGUUGCCUACCCGAACCCCUACACACGCCGCAGCACAAGUGAGCUCAUUUCCGAGCUCUUCAAUGAUUGCGGGGCCCUUGAGUCCUCCCAGCUGUGUGACUACAUCAACGACCCCAACAUGACGCGGCCCGUGGAUGACAUCCCUGACCGGCCAGCCGGGGUUGGGGUUUACACGGCCAUCUGGCAGCUGGCCCUGGCGCUGAUCUUCAAGAUCAUCAUUACCAUAUUCACCUUUGGCAUGAAGAUCCCGUCUGGCCUCUUCAUCCCCAGCAUGGCUGUGGGGGCCAUGGCAGGCAGGAUGGUGGGAAUUGGUGUGGAGCAGCUGGCUUACCAUCACCAUGACUGGAUCAUCUUCAGGAACUGGUGCAGGCCCGGUGCAGACUGUGUCACCCCAGGGCUCUAUGCCAUGGUGGGGGCUGCAGCUUGCCUAGGUGGCGUUACCAGGAUGACGGUGUCGUUGGUGGUCAUCAUGUUUGAAUUGACGGGAGGCCUCGAGUACAUCGUGCCCCUGAUGGCAGCGGCCGUGACCAGCAAGUGGGUGGCCGAUGCCUUCGGGAAGGAAGGCAUCUACGAGGCCCACAUCCACUUGAACGGAUACCCGUUCCUGGACGUGAAGGACGAGUUCACCCACCGCACACUGGCCACUGAUGUCAUGCGACCGCGGCGGGGGGAACCGCCCCUGUCCGUGCUCACCCAGGACAGCAUGACUGUCGAGGACGUGGAGACACUCAUCAAGGAGACUGACUACAACGGCUUCCCCGUGGUCGUCUCUAGGGACUCAGAGCGCCUCAUCGGCUUUGCCCAGAGGAGAGAGCUGAUUCUUGCCAUAAAGAAUGCCAGACAGAGGCAGGAGGGCAUCGUAAGCGACUCGGUCAUGUACUUCACCGAGGAGCCCCCCGAACUGCCGGCCAACAGCCCACAGCCCCUGAAGCUGCGGCGCGUCCUGAACCUCAGCCCUUUCACAGUCACCGACCACACCCCGAUGGAGACGGUGGUGGACAUCUUCCGGAAGCUGGGACUCCGCCAGUGCCUGGUGACCCGGAGCGGGAGACUUCUUGGCAUCAUCACGAAAAAAGAUGUUCUGAGACAUAUGGCCCAGAUGGCAAACCAGGACCCUGAAUCCAUCAUGUUUAAUUAGAAACAAGAUGGUAGUUUAUUUGAGAAAAAUACAACUGUAUCAUUAAAAAGAAAUAAACAAAUGAUAGUUAUUAUCCUAAUGAACCUUCAUGCACUGGGAGCAGUGGAAACAAAAGCUUUGUUUGAAAGGAAGGGGAAAAGAAUGAAACUUAAAAAUAUAUACAUCUAUGAGUAGGCAUUUUAUAGCUUUAACCCCUUAUGAGUUUCAAGCUGUGUUGUGAGUUUAGUAACUGCUGUGGGGGCAUGUGGGUGGGGGUAAAUGAUGUGGUUUGUACAAGGAUCUGGAACACAAUUGCUGAGUCAAGAAACAUUUGCCCCUUCUGUUGCAGGCUGGUGUUGGUAAAGCUUUGAAUGUGAAAGGCCGAGGGGUAUUGGCAUGUCAGUGUCCUUAUUUAUUGGUUCCUGAGGUUUGGCUGCUAUGUUACUGAAUCAGACUAAAGAUAUUUGC
This is a messenger RNA of Budorcas taxicolor (takin), 3132 nucleotides long. RefSeq names its product chloride voltage-gated channel 4 (gene CLCN4). Gene Ontology annotation, biological process: chloride transport; transmembrane transport. Gene Ontology annotation, cellular component: synaptic vesicle; membrane; Golgi apparatus. The record is from RefSeq and is a predicted model, not a curated record. The coding region runs from base 403 to 2685 and encodes 760 amino acids. NCBI's taxonomy places the organism in Eukaryota, Metazoa, Chordata, Mammalia, Artiodactyla, Bovidae. Gene Ontology annotation, molecular function: voltage-gated chloride channel activity. The transcript has 13 exons.